UACCCGCCCCACCACCAAGCCCCUUCCGUCCCCUCCACAUCCCUUCCCCUUCAACAACAACAGCGCCGCCGCCGCCGCCGCCUACUCGCCGGGAGCCUCGCCGGAGGAAAGCGCCAUGGAUCGGUACCAGCGGGUGGAGAAGCCGCGGCCCGAGGCCGCCGCCAUCAGCGAGAACGAGAUCCGCAUCACCACCCAGGGCCUCAUCCGCAACUACGUCACCUACGCCACCUCCCUCCUCCAGGAAAAACGGGUGAAAGAAAUUGUCUUGAAGGCUAUGGGACAAGCUAUAAGCAAGACAGUGGCUAUCGCUGAGAUCAUAAAGAAGAGGAUUCCUGGGUUGCAUCAAGAUACAUUAAUUGGUUCGGUCAGUAUUACUGAUGUAUGGGAACCCAUUGAGGAAGGCCUUGUUCCAUUGGAGAUGACUCGUCAUGUUUCAAUGGUAUCAAUUUCCUUAUCGCCUAAGGAGCUUAACAAGAGUUCUCCUGGGUAUCAAGCUCCCCUGCAUUCAGAGCCACUUAAGCCACAAAGAUACCAGCAACCUCAGCAAUAUCAACAGCAUCAGCCAAGGGAAAAUCAAGUUCAAACAGAUUCAUAUGGACGCAGCCAUGGUAGAGGCAGGGGGCGAGGUAGGGGCUGGGGUGGUAGGGGUGGGUAUGGUGGAGGGUACAGUGGAUAUGAUAACCAGGGAGAUUAUGGUGGAUAUGGACGCCAAGGCGGAUAUGGACACCAAGGCGGAUAUGGCAACCAGGGAGGAUAUGGCCACAACCAAGGUGGCUAUGGGGGCUAUGGUUACAACCAAGGUGGAUAUGGAGGAUAUGAAAAUGGUAGCUGGAACUACAACCGGAACAGAGGUGGUGGUGGUGGCCGAGGAAGAGGCAACUGGGGAUAUGGUGGUCCUGGAUAUGAACGUGGUGGCAGAGGUGUAGGUGGCACUGGCGGCAGGGGCUAUGGGCGAGGCCGUGGACGAAUGGGUGGUGGCCGUGGGCAGGGCAACCAAAACUAUUAGAUCAUCAUGGUUGAUGCGCUAUAACCCGCCCAUGGGAUGCUGUAUGGCAAGGCAAACAAAAUGGGAAAAAACAUAAGGGCGUCAUCCAUGGAACUGCAGUUCUGUUUCCUAGUCCUCCCGUUUUUUAAUAUAAUUGCCAAUGGUGUCUGUACCAUUGCUUCAAUUCUGUGGGAUUUUGACGAGAAUGUUAAGUUUUUCCUGUGAAAACUUUCCUGUAUUUAAGAGCGCAUUUUUGGAUAGUUUCGGUUUCCAGCUCCACCUUUUGUGUUCAUGUGGGCUUUGAUGAUAUUUUAUCUGAUUGAUAUGUUGAUGGGCUC
This is a messenger RNA of Phragmites australis (common reed), 1323 nucleotides long. RefSeq lists its product as uncharacterized. Lineage: Eukaryota; Viridiplantae; Streptophyta; Magnoliopsida; Poales; Poaceae. Gene Ontology annotation, molecular function: RNA binding. The coding region runs from base 116 to 1006 and encodes 296 amino acids. The transcript has 8 exons. The record is from RefSeq and is a predicted model, not a curated record.